This is a messenger RNA of Xenopus laevis (African clawed frog), 1603 nucleotides long. RefSeq names its product siamois homeodomain 2 S homeolog (gene sia2.S). The record is from RefSeq and is a predicted model, not a curated record. Bases 337 to 1020 code for a protein of 227 amino acids. Lineage: Eukaryota; Metazoa; Chordata; Amphibia; Anura; Pipidae. Gene Ontology annotation, molecular function: RNA polymerase II transcription regulatory region sequence-specific DNA binding; DNA binding; DNA-binding transcription factor activity, RNA polymerase II-specific. The transcript is spliced from 3 exons. Gene Ontology annotation, biological process: regulation of transcription by RNA polymerase II. Gene Ontology annotation, cellular component: nucleus.
AGGAACAGAAGAAUAAAUACAAAAGUAAUAUUACAAUGCAAAUAGAUAGACUGUAUAUGCAGAUAUCAUAAGGACUGAAAAAACUUACAGACUGUCAUGUCUGUCACCCAAUCUACAUAAGAAGACAAUGGUGACUGUGCACCUAAAGGGCCACAUGAAGUCUGAGUAAGAUCAAGGGGUACAGGUGUCAUGUCAAUCUCUUUGUAGAGACAUCAAAGUGGUUCUCUUUGUUGCCCAAAUCAUAUUCUGGCCACUCCCACUUCUUUCUGUUGGAUAUAAAGUUUGCCUGAACAUGGAGAGCCAGCAUUCUACUCAGUUGCCCUUAGCAGCACAGACAUGACUUGUGACUCUGAACUUGAGCAAAUCAUCUACACAGCGCUGACCCUACAAGAUGACUAUCCUGUGUUCUGCCCACCACAGAGGGACCAAACCAAAUCCUGCUCCAGCUCUUUUGGUAUGUUUCCUGAUUCUUAUCCAGGGGUGGAAAACCAGGGAAUCUUGCAGGAGACUAUAAGAGAACUUUAUUCUGUCCUUGGGAUCCCACAAGAUUCUCAUUUUAACAGAAGCAUGAAGCAUCAUCUCCUAGAACCCAAGAAGGCGACACUAUCUACUGGGAUCUACGCCAAACCAACCUGCAAUCAGACACCUAAAGCCUGUAAACGGCCAUUUUGUGAAGAGGAGCAGAGGGAAGGUAAAAAGCCCAGAAUAGAGAUGGAUCAUUGCCUACCAUCGGCACCCAACAGGUGUAGGAGAAGAACCAUUUAUUCAAAGGAGCAAAUCCUCUUCCUCCAGAAUCAAUUUGAUCUCAAUCCCUAUCCAGACUUUGUGAAGAGAUGCCACAUUGCAAAGAUAACUGGGAUCCCAGAGCCCAGGAUUCAGGUUUGGUUCCAGAACAGAAGAGCCAGGCAUCUGCUCAGAGCCAUCAAUUCUCAGGUUCCCCAAGAAAAGAGAUCAGCAGCUGCAGAAGAACCCAGAUGCUUUACCUACAGAGAACCCCAGUAUCCAGACAUGUGGGGCUAAGCCAAAAUACUCCCUUACACUUUGCUGUACCCAAAGUCAUGACUGAAUCACUGCAGUGACAUUUGUACUUGAGACACCUAUCUGCAAAGAACUUUCAAAUUACUUUUUUUUUGGCUGAAAUACUUGUCACUAUGUACAUAGACAAAUGAACUACUACUUUAAAUUUGACGUCCCUUAAUGUAUAAUGUAAAUAUUUUAAAUAUUAGAAUUAAAGGUAUGGGAUAGGUUCAUAUACUCUAUUAUUACUCUUUAUUUAAACAAGUUUCAUUUAUUGAAAGUGUAUCGCUUUAGUCCAUAAAAAAACACAUGUGUUUAUAUGAUAUAAAGUCAGUAUUUAAAUUUAUCAAUAAUUUAUUCAUUAUUGGUCCCAUGGGACCUUAUAUAAAUAUAUUUGCUUUAUCAGCACUUCUCACUGUAUUGUGUUAUAAGGAGUACAGUUUAAGAUACGCAUGGCAACACACAGUACUUGAUUUCAGAAGUCAAUUUGUUUUAUCUUAAGACAAUAGUUGGCAUUUAAUGGUAUAAAUAUAUGUAUUUUAAUUUUUGUGAUAUUGCUUGGUAAUCAAUAAAAUUGUAUCUUUUU